Messenger RNA from Paramuricea clavata, 1290 nucleotides. The record is from the annotation of a GenBank genome assembly. Lineage: Eukaryota; Metazoa; Cnidaria; Anthozoa; Malacalcyonacea; Plexauridae.
AAUGAUGCGAAUGUCUACGACUAUGCAACGACUGAACGCGGGAUGGGAAAAGGUCCUUGGUUGAAUGACACAGAUCAAGAUAAACAUUCUGAUGUUUCGCCCGUGUAUGCCGACGCCAACGACACAGAUACAAGUUUCUACUUUACUUUAGAAAGAAAUCCUGCUGAGGUUACUGCUGAUGCAGACGAGGGCACUUAUGUAAUUGCUAUACCUGACAAUGUUUAUGAUAAACCCGAAGAUGAUACAACCAUGGAAUUGAACAAUGGCGGUACCAAUAUACAAGGUGGAGGACAAUUUUACCACACGCUGGAGGAAUGCGAUGAAGAACUAAGCUGUCAAAAUACAGUUCCGAAAGAGACGGAGAAGCAAGAUGGAGUUUCGAUUGAAAUUGAAGAGCAUGAGCUGAGCGAUAAUGAUACAUACGUUGUCAAUAUACCAAACGAUGAGAAUGGAAUGAAAUAUAAGUUGUCAGAGGCGGAAAGUAAAGGAGAGACAACAGAAUCGGAAAAUGAAGACACUGAACAGACAUACGUUGUCAAUAUUCCCAAUGAGAAUAUUGACGCACCUAAAGUAUCGCCAAAAAUUAACGGUGAUAAAUCUUUGAGACAAAUAGGGAUAGAAAAGGAUAUCAAUGAUGGAUAUUCGGGACAAUUGGGAGUGGAAGAGGACAACUGUGAUAGACAAAAAAGAAUAAAUUCGAGUUCAGCAGAGGAUGAAUUUGGACCAAAAGUUGAUGGAUAUUAUUCUGAGGAAAUAUACGAGAAUGUAAAUACAUGCUUGUACCCCAACAAUGAAGGUCACGUGGCCCACAAAAUGUUACCUGAAGAAUUUUCUAUAGCUGUCAAAAAUGAAACAAAUUCCGAGAACAAUACAGCUGCAGCUAACAGUCAGGGAAAUUUGGGGUACAUUGACGAUGACUUAUUAGCACAAAAUAAGAUCGACGAAAACGCAAGACAAAAUUCAAUUGAUAAUGACAACACUCAUGUGGUCCAAGUAGAAACAUUGGCAAGUGCUCGUUUGAGUGAAAAUACUACAAGGAAUGAUAAUCAAUGUUAUUUCGAUGACGACAUUUACGAAGAUUGGGAAGACAAUAUUAUUGGUAGAGUAAAGACAGUUUCUGGUGAAUCUGGAGACGAGUUGAAUGCAUCUGCAGAUGAACAGAAUGAAUCUGGGGAUGAGAUAUAUCAGAAUUUUGAUAUCAUAAACGAACAAGAUCAGGAUUCUGGUGAAAGUUUUUAUCAAAAUCUGAAGGAUUUCAGACCGUCUCUAGUCAUGCAAGAUGUUAGAUAA